Molecule: messenger RNA, 1248 nt
Organism: Penicillium atrosanguineum
Lineage: Eukaryota; Fungi; Ascomycota; Eurotiomycetes; Eurotiales; Aspergillaceae
Product: DUF3984 domain-containing protein
Exons: 2
Coding region: 1-1248 (415 amino acids)
Source: RefSeq, a predicted model, not a curated record
AUGGAAUUCAACAACCCGGUGGGCUUUCGCUCCCGCCGCUCGUACCCCAACCUCCACCACAUCUCCCUCGCUCCACUCACUCCGCGCUUUCCAAUCGAUGAUCUGGAACCAACAGACUACUUCUCUCCACGAGACGAAGUAGAGAGCCCUCGAACCUCAUAUCUCUCCAGCGUCUCAGUCCCCAGCACUCCACCCAUCCUCUCCCACUCACGCAGCAACUCUCGCACCCGCCACACUCGCAGCAAGAGCUCCACCCGCUCCGGCAUACUAAGUGAUUCAAACCUGCACAGCAAAGAUGUAGCACUCCCACUCCACCACCAAAUAAAGAAACGCAACGGCACAUCACACCACCAACGCCCAUACAGCGAAAGCCAAGCUUCCAAAUCAGAUGCAGAAUGGAUGCUCCGCGCAGGAAUCGCACUCGCCUCAUCAACCCGCGAGGAAAAGGGCCAAAGCUGGCUUUCCAAGCGCGAGAGCUCAACAAGUCUCGUUUCAAUGCCAUACGAGACCGAAUCGCCCCGUCACCAUAACCGGACUAAAUCCAGCUCAUCUCGUAAGUCGAGGUCCGGUGCUUCUACGCCUGCUUUGUCGCGCCGGAAUUCUCGCUCCCGUGGCGGGAGUAGACGGGGUAGUCGGGCUGGACUGGCUAUGACAUCUAUGCCGCUUUUGUCGGGUCGGGUUUCUAGUUCCGGGACGGGGACGGUUAGCCCCGAGGUGCGUGUACAAGGUCGGUUGGAGCCCGAUUUCGUGGAUGAGGAGAUUCGCGCGGAGAUAGCGGCGUUGCAGCGGGAGAGGGGGAUAUCAGAUGAGGAGUCGGAGUACUGGGAUGAAGAGAGUGGAUCGGAGGAUGAAGAUGACUUAUCGGAUCGGACACUGGAUGAAUUCGACGAGGCUGAUUUGCAGCGGCUUACGCGUGAGCGUGGGUUUGGGCUGGGGACUUGGAUUGAUCGGUUGGUUGAGUGGACGCUGUUUGGAGUUGAUGAGUUACCUGUUUCUGUUGUUCCGACUACGACAAGGAUCGGGGCUGCAGCGACUACAACUACAGUUACGUUUGAAGAGCCGGAUUACUCGCGCGACAGUGAUGAGCUGCAUCAUGAUAAUUUGUCACUGCUUUCGGCGGGGGAUGAGGCGGAUGGUCUUUCGCUUACGGAUGGGGAGUCGGUUGCCGAAGUUGAGAAGCCUGGUGCGCAGGGUGGAUGGGAGGAUGCGUCCUGGUUAUUCCGGGUUGUUAAACGGGCAUUAAUAUAA